Molecule: messenger RNA, 681 nt
Organism: Beta vulgaris subsp. vulgaris (sugar beet)
Lineage: Eukaryota; Viridiplantae; Streptophyta; Magnoliopsida; Caryophyllales; Amaranthaceae
Product: secreted RxLR effector protein 161-like
Exons: 1
Coding region: 1-681 (226 amino acids)
Source: RefSeq, a predicted model, not a curated record
AUGAUCCAUCAACAAAAGUAUGUCAAGGAAUUGCUCAAGAAAUAUGGACUGGAACAUCAAAAAACCAACCACACUCUCAUAGGACCAGGAACAAGGCUAGAUGAAGACUCAAAUGGUAAGUGUGUAAACGAGAAGCAAUAUCGAGGUAUGAUUGGUUCAUUACUCUGCUUAACUGCAAGUAGACCUGAUAUUUCCUUCAGCGUUGGCUUAUGUGCUCAAUUCCAAUCAAAUCCCAAAGAAUCUGACUUAACAACAGUUAAAAGAAUUCUAAGGUAUUUGAAAGGAAGUGAUGACUUAUGUUUGUUAUAUGCUCGUAGCGAUGUGUUUGACCUAAUAAGCUAUUCGGAUGCGGAUUAUGCAUGUGACUUGGUUAACCGCAAGAGCACAUCCGGCAUUAUCCAGUACUUAGGAUCACGCUUGGUGUCAUGGAGCUCAAAGAAGCAAAAUAUUGUUGCCUUAUCCACAGCAGAGGCAGAAUAUGUAGCUGCUGCUGCAUGCUAUUCCCAGGUCCUUUGGAUCAAGCAACAAGUAAGAGAUUUUGGCAUUAAGUUUAAGUGUGUUCCUAUCUAUUGUGAUAAUACUAGUGUUAUUUGUAUCUCUAAGAUCCAGUUCAUCAUUCAAGGGUCAAGCAUAUACACAUUAGACAUCACUUUUUUAAAGACAAUGUAUAAAAAGGUCUAG